UGCCGCAGGCAUGGUGAGCCGGGCACUCGUCUCUGCCAGCUGGCUCUCAGGAGCUCUGAAGGCCAAGGCGGCCCCAGCCCUGAGGGUGCUGGACACCACCUACUACUCCCCGGGAACUAAAGAUGCCAGGAAGGAGUUUGCAGAGAGACACAUUCCAGGAGCCUCAUUCUUUGACAUGGAGCACUGUAAGGACCAGGUAUCAGCGUAUGAAAUUAUGCUUCCCACUCCGUCCCAGUUUUCCCAGUAUGUUGGUCAUCUUGGCGUCAGCAAUGAGAGUCACGUGGUGGUCUAUGACACAGACAGUUUGGGAAUGCUGUAUGCGCCACGGCUCUGGUGGAUGUUUCGUGUCUUUGGGCACAAUAAUGUGUCAGUUUUGGAUGGUGGCCUAGCCAAAUGGCUAGAGCGUGGACUUCAAGUGACGUCUGAGGACACACAGGUGGCACCACAGACCUUCCACGCUACAGUCAAUCAUUCCCUGCUGAAGACCUUCAAAGACAUUCAGGAGAACCUCAUCAGUCAGCAGUUCCAGCUGGUGGAUGCUCGUGUAGAAGGGAGGUACAGUGGCCCGGAGCCCAAGCCUGGAGAAGGGAUAGAGCCGGGACACAUUCCUGGGUCAGUCAAUCUCCCCUUUUCCGGCUUCCUGGAGGACGGAUACCAACGACCGUCACAUGAGAUCAGACUCUUGUUUGAACAGAAGGGAAUUGACCUGACAAAGCCGCUGACCGCCAUGUGCCGCAGAGGGGUCACCGCUUGCCACCUGGCGUUGGCGUCCUUCUUGCUGGGGAAAGAGGACACCUCCAUCUAUGACGGCUCCUGGUUUGAAUGGUUCCAUCGGGCCAAACCGGAACACAAGGUCUUCCAGAAGAGGAAUAGGGCCUAAGAGAGGACGGCCUUCCUGACACUGCGGACAAUAUGGCGGACAGCGCUGCAAGAGCUGGGGAGGAAACGUUAUUAUAUUAGUGCUCGUUAUGUCUAAGCUCAGAGGAGAUGCAGCUAAUAUGCAGAGUUUGUGUAAUUGGGAUCUCGUUAGGGACGAGGAAUGUCUAAUAAAGGGUAGUAGGACGCAAGAAGGCUCAGACGCCAUUGUACGUCCUGGUGAUGGAGAUGCAUGGGUGAGGAUGCUAACAAGCUGUAGAUACGGGGUGAUCAGCGCAAUGCCACCCUGUGAUUAUGGUCUGUGCCGCUCUUCCCGUGUGUUUAUGGAUAAGGGUGUGUGUGACUUAGGCGUAGUUAUUUACCUUGUAAUGCGCCCACGCAGCAAUACGAGACUUCGGGAGAAAUGUACUAAACAUAGUUACCGGCAUUGUGAAUCCGCAGCCUGUCACCAACAUUUGUGUACUAGUAAUUUUAUUGUAUAGACGUAUUGUAUAUGCAGGUACAGGACAUGGCAUUAUAUGUAUGCAUUCACACUAAGGGCCUAAUUCAGACCUGAUCACAGCAGCAAAUUUGUUAGCAGUUGGGUAAAACCAUGUGCACUGCAGG
Messenger RNA from Pseudophryne corroboree (corroboree frog), 1482 nucleotides. RefSeq names its product thiosulfate sulfurtransferase-like. The record is from RefSeq and is a predicted model, not a curated record. NCBI's taxonomy places the organism in Eukaryota, Metazoa, Chordata, Amphibia, Anura, Myobatrachidae. Gene Ontology annotation, molecular function: thiosulfate-cyanide sulfurtransferase activity. The coding region runs from base 11 to 880 and encodes 289 amino acids. Gene Ontology annotation, cellular component: mitochondrion. The transcript has 2 exons.